AUGCUCGGGAGCGUGGAGACGAUAUCGUACGACGGCGAGUUUGUUCGGCUUGUGGAGCUUCGACUGCCGUUGCGUGGCUCUACGCAGGGCCAGCUGCUAUCAAUACGGACAUGCGAACGCAUUGGUCAGGGCUCCUUUGGCACAGUUUACCGCGCUGUGUGUGAUGGAUAUCCCAAACUGGCGCUCAAGAUCGCCACCGGCAAGGCUGCACGUCUACGUCAGGAGCUGGACGUGCUUGUCAAAGUAUGCACAAAGGGGAAACUGCUACUGCCUCGGUUUGAAUUUGGUGCUAUUAACAAAACUGGCGAUUUGAUUGUUGUUGGUAUGGAGCUUUGCGUGCCGUCUACGCUGCAUGAUUUGCUUCUCGUGACACGCCUCACCAAUGAAGCCGAUAUGUUAUUUCUUGCGUAUCAGGUGUUGCAGGCUGUUGCCUGUGUUCACGAGCAACAAUGCAUUCAUAGAGAUGUUAAGCUUCAGAAUUUUGUGUUCGAUUUGGAUGGCAACCUGAAACUUAUAGACUUUGGAUUGGCAUCAAGCGCAUGGAACCCACCACCGGGUGAUGUGGUGGCGGGCACCGUCUCCUUCAUGGCUCCGGAAAUGGCACACAACGCACUGCACAGAGAUCAGCGGGUUAGCGUUGGGGCCCCUGCUGAUGUUUGGUCGGCGGGCAUCGUGCUUUUCUCUAUUUUCACGCAGCGCAAUCCGUAUCCACCAUCCAUUGCUUCUAUUACAUCGCCUCAUUCUGAUGAGGAUGAGGACGGGGAUGGGGACGGCGCGGCGGUGGCUAGAAAGCUCAACAGGGAGAAUUUGCGGUUGCUCCGUCGUGUGGCCACGGCAAAGUGGCGGUGGCCGGUGGGUUCUAGUGUCUCCAACGAACUACGCCAACUUGUGGAGUUCAUUCUCGUUACCGAUCCCGUGAAGCGGCCGGAUAUCUCGACGAUUCUCCGCAAGCCAAUAUGGAAUUUGCGUCGUCGGGCCCCGCCGACCGCGGUCACGGCGUUUUUGGGUGUUCAAGACGAAUUACUCUUGUCGCACGAUGAGACUCAUCUUUUGCGAGCUGUGGAACAACGCAGCGCGGACGUGACUGCCAGCCUGAUGGGCAGCCGCGCGAACAGCCUGGAUGGGGACGGGGACGAAGAGGCAGAACGACGCUCAUCACUAAAAUUUGUGGCGAGGGAACAAACAGCAGUGGGCGGUGUGCCGACGCAUCAGGUGUACGAUAUCCGCCGCGAAUCGAGGCAGAAGAGACCCCUUCGUGAAAUAUCGGUAGUCAUCGCUGAAGAGACGGCAAAGGGGCUCCGGCGGCGCCAGCCAAAACGGGCAAGGGGUGAUGUGUCUUCGGUUUCACGUGGCAAUUCAUGUGCAGGUUCUCGUAUAAACUCACACGCGAACUCGCGCGCCACUUCUCCAGCGAGGCAGUGUAGUGUUCAUGAGUGCGUCCAAAGUUUGGUUAAAGGAAAGAAAAAUGGUAAGAUGUCUCGAACCAUUCCUCAGGCGUCCUCAGUGAUUUUUGACGAUGAGGAGGAAGAAGGAGUGCAGAGAGAAGUAGAACAGAUGGUGACUAAAAAAGAAAAGCCUUUUGUAGCGACUCAGCGUAUUCAAAAGAAACAGAGGAACGGAGGAGUUUGCUCCCACCAAUGCCUGCGCUCUUCCCGCAUUGGCGAUGAGGCUGAAAACACCAAGGGCCUUUUGAGGGGAGGCAUAAAUGGGAGUGCCGUGGAUAUUUCUUCAGGUGCAGUUCUUGAGCUGCCCAAAUGUCAGAUGGGACUAACGAAGGCAGUUGACGGUGAGACCAGGACGAAAAAAGUUCCCAUACAUGUUCAUUGCGACCGGAAGGAACAGGUAUCGGUAUGGAUAGAUGAUAUGCAGCUUGUCGCCAUGGAGAAAUCUCAGCGAGAACUUGCGGAGAAAAGGAUUUUUUUGGAGCUAGAGUGUCUUUUUUCUGCCUUGCGCCUGACAACGGAAGAAAACCAAGCUUGGUUCGACAUGGUGUGGUUGGCGGAAGAACAACGGAAGUCGGCUGCUCAUCCUCAUCGUUUUAAGGAGACAACUCGUGUAAGCAAAAAGUAUCAAUACGGCUUUGUAUGUGACAUGUGCGAUUACGAGUUUCUGCCAGCUGGUAAAACCAUCCACUUUUUCCACUGCACAUGUGGCAGAGAUUUAUGUGUGGACUGUCAUCGGGUGUACAGCAAGCAGUGCACAUGUGCAGAAUGCGGUGCCAUCUAUGAAAAUAGUGUGGCGCUGCGUGGACAUCAUCGAAAGGGCGGUUGUAAAGCAGUAGUUAAAAACAGAAGGAGCUCUGUGGCUUAUGAAGGGCAAGUAAGCGCCAACGGACCCCUUAUGCGUAGGAAAACGGCGGCACAAACCCACGACAUGCCGCGGGGGGCCACCGUGGCAACCGGUUCAAAAGCAACAACAAAAGCAGCAGCAGCAGCAAAAUCAUUUCCAAGGAGUGAGGCGGUGAGGAUGGGAGCAGUGAACACUGUGAAGAAGGAGGCGGUCGCGAAGGAGAAGACCGCAUCGUCGCUGUUCAGUAGACCCAUCAACACGCCACCAGAGGGGCAGUGGAAGCCAAUGGAGCGUUUGUCCGUCAGCCACAAACCCAUUCAUCCAACUCCGGAAGAGCGCGAGGUUUUGCUGAACGGAGACUGGAUUCGGCAUUUUCAUUUAUUUCCGACAGAGGAAGAAGCAGAGCCGGUUGCCUUUACGUAUCACAUUCAGCCUGGACGCACUGGCGCGAUUUUUCUCAAUCAUAAAUUUUCAAUGCAUUCGGCCGUCAUUUCAGUGCUGGAGCGACAGAUGCUCAUUGUGGACUACGUGGACACUUUUGAAAACAGCGAUGCGGCACGUGUUGUUUCACUGGGAAAUGCAAAGUGCUUGGCAGAAAGCGCAUACAACCUCCUUCAACGCGUUGUUGCAUACGAUUGUAACAUGAUGAAGCAACACCGAACUCCCGGCACAAUCUCAAUUUACCGGACGGCACAAACGGCAAUUCGAUGUCAAGGUGAACCGUUUGUGUAUGUCCGUUGGUUUCGCUUUGACGCAGAGCGCUCCUUAUGUGCGUUUUUGCUCUCCAAUGGCGCAGUUCAGGUGCUUGUAGGAGAUCAGUACGAACUCCGUUGGUUUGACGAAAAUCGAAAGUUUCUCCUCCGUAGCAAUGGUGUUUGUGAAAUGGUGGAUGAUUCCACCUUCGCCCUUGCUCCUGAUGUGAGCCGCCUAUUGUAUGAUGAUUUUUAA
This is a messenger RNA of Trypanosoma cruzi, 3237 nucleotides long. Its product is annotated as protein kinase, putative. Lineage: Eukaryota; Euglenozoa; Kinetoplastea; Trypanosomatida; Trypanosomatidae. The coding region runs from base 1 to 3237 and encodes 1078 amino acids. Gene Ontology annotation, molecular function: ATP binding; protein kinase activity. Gene Ontology annotation, biological process: protein phosphorylation. The transcript has a single exon. The record is from RefSeq and is a predicted model, not a curated record.